Messenger RNA from Eutrema salsugineum, 1416 nucleotides. RefSeq names its product 4-diphosphocytidyl-2-C-methyl-D-erythritol kinase, chloroplastic. The record is from RefSeq and is a predicted model, not a curated record. NCBI's taxonomy places the organism in Eukaryota, Viridiplantae, Streptophyta, Magnoliopsida, Brassicales, Brassicaceae. Gene Ontology annotation, cellular component: chloroplast. Gene Ontology annotation, molecular function: ATP binding; 4-(cytidine 5'-diphospho)-2-C-methyl-D-erythritol kinase activity. The transcript has 11 exons. Bases 35 to 1252 code for a protein of 405 amino acids. Gene Ontology annotation, biological process: terpenoid biosynthetic process.
AAGGUCGCAUAUCCGAUCAAAGAGAGAAAAAACUAUGGCAACGGCGUCUCCUCCAUUUAUCUCAUCUCUCAACUUCACUUGUACUUCUUUCAAAACCAGUCUCACUUCUUCGUCUUCUACUUCUUCUUCGUCUGCUUCUUUUUCAUUUACUACGAAGCAUCUUCGGCCCCUUUUGAGUCUUUCCGCUAAAGCUUCCAGAAAGCAAGUAGAGAUAGUGUUUGAUCCUGACGAGAGGCUUAAUAAGAUAGGCGAUGAUGUUGACAAAGAAGCUCCUUUAUCAAGGCUUACGCUCUUCUCACCUUGCAAGAUCAAUGUCUUCUUGAGGAUAACCGGCAAGCGGGAAGAUGGUUUUCAUGAUUUAGCCUCUUUGUUUCAUGUGAUUAGCUUAGGUGACACAAUUAAAUUCUCGUUGUCACCAUCGAAAUCCAAAGAUCGUCUCUCUACCAACGUAGCUGGAGUCCCUGUCGAUGCGAGAAAUCUGAUUAUAAAAGCACUAAACCUUUACAGGAAGAAAACUGGUAGUAACAAGUUCUUCUGGGUAAAAGAAACACUAGACAACAAUAUUCAUCUAGACAAGAAGGUGCCUACAGGGGCUGGACUCGGUGGUGGAAGUGGUAAUGCUGCAACGGCACUCUGGGCGGCAAAUCAGUUCAAUGGAGGUGUUGCCACUGAGAAGGAACUCCAAGAUUGGUCAAGUGAAAUUGGGUCAGAUAUUCCAUUUUUCUUCUCACAUGGAGCUGCAUAUUGUACAGGAAGAGGUGAGAUUGUCCAAGACCUUCCUUCUCCUUUUCCUCUUGAUCUUCCCAUGGUGCUCAUAAAGCCACGAGAAGCAUGUUCCACUGCUGAAGUUUACAAACGUCUUCGUCUAGAUCAGACGAGCAACAUUGAUCCCUUGACUUUACUGGAGAAUGUCACCAGCAAUGGUGUUUCUCAAAGCAUUUGCGUAAACGAUUUGGAACUGCCAGCAUUUCAAGUUCUUCCAUCUCUUAGACGCUUGAAGCAACGUAUAAUAGCAUCUGGUCGUGGGGAAUAUGAUGCCGUCUUUAUGUCCGGGAGUGGAAGCACCAUUGUUGGUAUCGGUUCACCAGAUCCUCCGCAGUUUAUAUAUGACGAUGAAGCAUACAAGAAUGUAUUCUUGUCUGAAGCAAACUUUAUGACUCGGGAGGAUAAUGAAUGGUACAAAGAGCCUGCUUCUGCAACUGCUACAACCUCAUCCUCUGACUCUCGCCUGGAGAUUUCCAAUGAGAUGUAACAAAUUUCAGGCCAAAUAGUCUUUUUCUGUAUUGGUAGAGACUUCAUUGUUUGAGAGAUUUUGAUUUGUAUGCUCUUGACAUAAAUUCAAAGUUAAAGAGGAAAAGACAUAUUCACGAAUAAUAAACCAAACAGAGAAGUCAUGAAACCAUUUUUUCUGUGUUU